UAAAUCUGGUUGGAAGGGAUAGUGUUGACAUUCCAAGUCCCUCUCGCUGAACAGAUAGAUGUUUACUCUGUGACUACCAACGGUAGCUUUAAUUACUUGAGAUUUCAGGAUAUUUUUCCUAUAGGGAUAACAAAGGUGACUUUGCCAUUACAAUGGUAUAAUUGAUCUAAGUGAUGCAUAUACCUGCAAUGAAAAAAAUAAAGGUGUUGUUGAAUAGUUUCAUAAACAGAUAAUAUAAUGCUGAAGUGGGAUACAUUAACACUCCAUACCAUACUUGUUUGGAGUGCCAGUUCUACCUUUGCUGUGUUACAGUCUUUUUCACUGAACUAGAAUAAGUUUAUCAUAUGAUAGUACUGAGUAGAUUCCAGUAGACAGCAGGAAAAAGCAUGAUGAGGCAUGUUUCACCCUUGUCAAAGAUGAAAGCAUCUCUGACACCCUCUGGCUGAGCAAGAUGACAGAGUAAGACCGACACACUCAACUUUCAUAACAGUGGACUUUUUUAUUUCCAGUGUCCUCAUUACACAUUAAAACACUGCUUUUCAAAGAUAUGUGCUCACUAUAAAACAACAAUGUUUUUCCACUGCUUCUACAAAUACAGGGAUACUCAGUCACUCACAUUGAACAAGAUCAGCUCUUACACUUAUUUUCAGUAAGAGUAAAACAUGUGCUUAGACUGCAUGACAACGUACUGUUGGGUUUUUUGCAAAAGUGUCUUUUCUCACGGUUACAGAUUCCCAUUGGAGCAUACAAAUGUGCAAUUAUUGUAAAAGCAAUUACAGAAAUCAUGAGGAAUACGAUUUAGUUAGUGCCCCAUGUACUCUUAGAUUUAGAAAUGGAGUGUGUAAAGUACACAGUUGAAAAGUCUGUCAAAUCAUUGUGUGAUUCUUUUUCUGUCUAUGUGCAUACCACAGAGUAUAGUAUGAAAACCAAAUAACAAAAACAUACUGUAUCCCGCUGGCACUCUGAGAUGUGGAGGCAGACAGCAGUCGGAUGGGGAGGGAUGAUGACUGGGAGGCGCCUGCCCUCUCAUUAACCCCCCGUUUCCUCCACACCUCUUUGUUUACACCUUCAAGCCGGUCAAGUCCAGGAAAAAGUGUGUCAGCUUCACAGACCCCACUCUGUUCUUGUGGCAACAACAAGAUGUUGGUUCACCUGCUCAGCUGUAUUCUAUGUUUCUCAGUUUCUCAUGCGUCCGACACCGUGGCUCCGGUGCCGCAGUCUCUCGGCUUCAGUUCCUCUGUUCGCUCGGUAUGUAAACCCAUUCCGAGCACCCUGUCUUUGUGCCACGGGAUCGGCUAUAGGCAAAUGCGGAUCCCCAACUUGCUCGGUCAUGAUACUCUGAAGGAGGCCCAGCAGCAGUCGGCAAGCUGGCUGCCUCUUAUUUCCAAACUGUGCCACCGGGACACCAAGAAGUUUCUGUGCUCGCUCUUCGCUCCAGUGUGUCUCCCUGAGCUCAGCGGACCGGUCAGCCCAUGCAGGGGUCUGUGCGAGUUGGUGCGGGACGGCUGCGUGCCCGUGAUGAGCGCCUUCGGGUUCCCCUGGCCAGAGAUGUUCAACUGCAGCCGCUUCCCGCGGGGGACCGAGCUCUGUAUCGCGGCGACCGGGGAGCAGGAGGGGCGGACAGCCGAGGAGGUCAGGGACGAGGAGGCAUUGAAAGGUAGUGUUAUCUGUGAUGCCUGCAGUCUGGCUGCUGAAGGAGAGACUGACAUCCAGGAAAACUUCUGCCACAGUCCAUACGCAUUUAAGAUGCGUCUGGGCAGUGUGUCGACAGUGGGAGGAGACCGUCAGCUGGUGCCAAUGGCCCGCAGCCGCAUCCUAAGGUGGGCAGGGGGAGGUGCAGAGAGGGCAGAAGGAAUCGGAGGUGCAAUGGCCCACAGUGCUUUGUGGCUCCAAGAAGGAGGCACAUGUAUUUGUCCUGGUUUAGACUCUGCAGAGAAAACCCCAGACAGAGGGUUGGAGGAGGACCAGAUUGAUAAGAAGCAAGGUAAAGAAAGUGGAAAGGACGGGAAAAGAGCCCCGGCUGGAUGGUUCCUGGCCCUGGCGCAGGCUGAAGAGGGACGACUGGUGCUGACUCGAGUGGUGAGGUGGAGCAGAGGGGACAAAGAGCUGAAGAAGUUCAUCAGAGUUCUGCUCAAACAGGCCUGUCCUGAGCUGUAGACAGGGACUUAUUAAUCCACCACAAGCCUGCCCAAAGGAUGUGUGCAGCUAAUAAAAACUCACAUAAUCAGCAGAGGAUCCAACCAUCCAACCAGGGAUUGUUUUCUAAAUAAAACUCAGAAAGUCAAAUGAAUACAAAUUUGGAAAGAUACAUGGUGAAUUAAAUGUUGCUGAAAGCUCUGUUCAUAUAUCUGUGAAUUUGGAUAAUGACCACUUUCUUGAUGAGCUUUAAUCAUCCUGCAACUCAAACAUAGGAAGUUGGCACGGCUGUAUUUAGAAAGUUACAGCUGCACAUGGUAUGCAUAUGUUGUUAUUAGCCCUUCGGCUUGUGUGUGUGUGUGUAGUUCAGAUUAAGUAGUGUUUGCAGGGGCUGGGAGUGAUAUCAUGUUUUCCAUUGAUACAUAAGGCCCAAGAUGCAGAGUAUUUGUGAUUAUUUCUGAUAUUUAAGAACAUUUUUGUUUACCCUCUAUUUUAUCACUAUAGUAUACUUCACCAUGGAUAUAAAAAACAUGGCCAGCACAUUUUGUAUCUGAAUUUUGGAAAUGUGAUGUAACAAUAAAUCAUGUAGAUCUGUUUCUUUAUA
Notolabrus celidotus (New Zealand spotty) is the source of this 2740-nucleotide messenger RNA. It is a transcript of the gene sfrp2l, whose product is annotated as secreted frizzled-related protein 2 like. Lineage: Eukaryota; Metazoa; Chordata; Actinopteri; Labriformes; Labridae. Bases 991 to 2157 code for a protein of 388 amino acids. The record is from RefSeq and is a predicted model, not a curated record. Gene Ontology annotation, biological process: canonical Wnt signaling pathway; non-canonical Wnt signaling pathway; negative regulation of canonical Wnt signaling pathway. Gene Ontology annotation, molecular function: Wnt-protein binding. The transcript has 3 exons.